GAUGCAACGAUAACAUUAUGGAAAAGUGACUUUAUUGUAUAAAUAUGGCAACUCUUCGCUUGCUAAAAAACAACAACAUUUGUGCCAGUUUCCAGGCCUUUUGGGCGGGUUUUGUGUUGUCAUUGUAUUAGAAAUUUGUGCUCGACCUGGCAACCUGCUUAUCAUAAAUCCCAUUCGAACAAGCGUCCGUCUGUAUUUAUAGGCCAUUUUGAAGCAGGGGCAUCGAGCAAAGAAAUCUUUAGCAGUUGCAUAGAUCUCCAUGCACCAUGAGGAGUGCUGAGGUGAAGAAACUGAAAGUGAACGAGCUGAAAGAGGAGCUACGUCGGCGAUCCCUGGACACCAAGGGGCUGAAGGCGGACCUGGUGGAGCGGCUCAAUGCGGCUCUGGAGGCGGAAGCUGCGGAGCUCGGUGGAGCUGCAAGGGGGACACCGGAGCACGAGCCGGAGGAGGAGCAGCGGGGAGAUGGAGAGGAGGGAUUUGGGGAUGAAGGAUUCCCGAACAAAGAUCCUCUAGACAUUGGUGCAGGAGGAGCCCCUGAGGAGGAGAGCAUGGGGAUGGAGAGAGAAGAGUCGUCUGAUUCUGAUCUGGGCUUCAGCAUGCCUGACUUCACUGCAGACGUCCCUCUCCCUGUCCCUGUUUUCAAGACAGAGGAGACACAGUCUGAGGAGACCCCUGAGUACCACGAGACCGAAUUAUCCCUGGCAGAGCAGCAGCAGAGGCAGUCUGAGAGGAAGCAAGAGUAUGAAGGGAAGGUGGAGGUGAAGAAAGAGGAUGAGGAGAAAAAGGAGGAAGAGCAGCAACGUGAUCAGGAGCAGCCAGAUCUGCAGCCGCAGCCAGGGGUGGGGCCAACCGACAAAUGGGAGGAGAUGAAGGAGCAGAAGGCGGAGCAAACCAAGAUGGAGGAGGGAGACAGACAGGAGGGCGACAGGCAGGAGGGUCACAGGCAGGAGGGAGACAGACAGGAGGGAGACAGGCAGGAGGGAGACAGGCAGGAGGGUGACAGGCAGGAGGGAGACAGGCAGGAGGGUGACAGGCAGGAGGGACACAGGCAGGAGGGAGACAGGCAGGAGGGACACAGGCAGGAGGGAGACAGACAGGAGGGAGACAGACAGGGACGCAAGAGACCACAUGAGGAGGACCGGGGCUAUGGCCACUAUGAGCACCGUGACGACAAGAGGUCCCGGUCGCCCCAGCCCCCUGCUGAAGAGGAGGAGGAGGACUUUGAUGACACUUUGGUGGCUCUGGACACAUAUAACUGUGACCUCCACUUCAAGGUGUCCCGUGAUCAUUACAGCGGCUACCCUCUGACUGUCGAGGGCUUUGCCUACCUCUGGGCCGGAGCUAGAGCAUCCUACGGAGUCAGCGAAGGCAAAGUCUGCUACGAGAUGAAGAUCUUAGAGGAGAUAGCUGUGAAGCACCUCCCGUCCUCUGAGCCUGAUCCCCAUGUGGUCCGGAUAGGAUGGUCCCUGGACUCCUGUAGCACACAGCUGGGUGAGGAAGCGUUUUCGUUUGGAUACGGAGGAACAGGGAAAAAAUCCUCUGACUGUAAGUUUGAAGACUACGGAGAGAAGUUUGGAGAGAAUGAUGUCAUCGGCUGUUUCAUUGACUUUGACGCUGGCGGUGAAGAGGUGAAGAUAGCGUUCUCUAAGAACGGGGUGUGGCUAGACGUGGCGUUCCAGGUGUCAAGGGAGGAGCUGGCGGGGCGCCCCCUGUUCCCCCACGUCCUUGUGAAGAACUGUGCCAUCGAGUUUAACUUCGGCCAGAAGGAGGAACCCUUCCACCCCCCUCCGGAGGGGUACAGGUUCAUCCAGACUCUUGGUAUUGAAGACAGGACCAGGGGGGCUGUAGGACCAGCCAGCAAGGCUGACUGUGAGAUCCUCAUGAUGGUGGGUCUGCCGGCCUGUGGCAAGACCACCUGGGCCUCAAAACAUACUGAGAGUCACCCUGAGAAGAAAUACAACACUCUGGGAACCAACGCCAUCAUGGAGAAGAUGAAGGUGAUGGGUCUGCGUCGCCAGAAGAACUACGCUGGUCGUUGGGACGUUCUGAUCCAACAGGCCACUCAGUGUCUCAACCGCCUCAUCCAGAUCGCCGCACGCAAGAGACGCAACUACAUCCUGGACCAGACAAAUGUAUAUGGAUCAGCCCAGAGACGAAAAAUGCGUCCUUUUGAGGGGUUUCAGCGCAAGGCUAUUGUAAUAUGUCCCACGGAGGAGGACUUUAAAGAGCGAACGUUAAGACAAACUGAUGAACAGGGGAAGGAUGUGCCAGAUCAGGCUGUGUUAGAAAUGAAAGCCAACUUCCUGCUCCCUGAGCCCAGCGACUUCCUGGAAGAGGUGAUUUUUGUGGAGCUGCAGCGGGAAGAGGCUUUCAAUCUGGUGAAGGAAUACAACGAGGAGGGACGCAAGGCCGGCCCACCCCCCGACAAACGCCAUGACAACCGUCCGGGAGGGUUCCGUGGCAACGGCGGAGGCUACCAGCGCUAUGACGACCGUGGCGGUCCUCGCGGCGGCGUAGGAUACCAGAGUAGAGACGCAGGCGGAUACAGAAGGGGUAAGGAAGGAACAGACUCCUCCCCAGGCAACAACCGUGGCGGCUACACCGGCAACCGCUGGGGUGGGAACGGUAACUACCGUGAGGGGGGGUCGUCGGCUCCGAGGGGAGGGUACAACCGUAACCAACAGUCAGGAGGCUACAACCGCCCCGCGCCCUACACCAAAGGGGGAUACAACCAGAGUUACAACCCCAGCAGCUAUAAUCAAGGCAACUACCAACAGGGUUACAACUACGGCAGCUACAGUCAGUACCCAGGAUACAGCCAAACUCAGAGUUACAGCGAGUCUACGCCAGCUGCCGCAGGACAGACCUACAGCCAACAGCAGAACUACAACCAGCAGUACCAGCAGUAUGCCCAGCAGUGGCAGCAGUACUACCAGAACCAGUCUCAGUGGAACCAGUACUACGGCCAGUAUGGGAACUAUGCCGGCCAGGGGCAGGGUCAACAAGGUCAGGGUUCACAGGGGCAGGGAGGUCAGGGGGCAUCAGGUUCCUCCCAGUAACCUCUGACCUCUAACCUUUACAGCAGGGGUCAACGAAAGGCGGUUUAUGCCCCACAAUAAAAUUAAUUGUUCCCAUCAAAAAA
Oncorhynchus tshawytscha (Chinook salmon) is the source of this 3142-nucleotide messenger RNA. RefSeq names its product heterogeneous nuclear ribonucleoprotein U-like 1 (gene hnrnpul1). The record is from RefSeq and is a predicted model, not a curated record. Gene Ontology annotation, molecular function: protein binding. NCBI's taxonomy places the organism in Eukaryota, Metazoa, Chordata, Actinopteri, Salmoniformes, Salmonidae. The coding region runs from base 267 to 3059 and encodes 930 amino acids. The transcript has 16 exons.